Molecule: messenger RNA, 2055 nt
Organism: Microthlaspi erraticum
Lineage: Eukaryota; Viridiplantae; Streptophyta; Magnoliopsida; Brassicales; Brassicaceae
Source: the annotation of a GenBank genome assembly
AUGCUUCUUAGGAUGAAUGAGGAGUUACACAACGAAACUGUUGAGGAAGAAGAUCGAGCAGAAUCAGAGGAUGAUGAUCCCAUCGACGAAGAUGAUUGUGAUUGCCCUGCUAUUAACGAAGAUGCAGCUGGAUAUAAGGAGAAUGAGCCAGAAUUUUUUUCGAGAUUUGGAGAUGAUGGUCCUCAAGAAGGAGGUGAAGCUGCUGAUGAUAAUGGGGAUGAUAUGUGGAAUGAUGAUCUCAUCCCUGAUCCAUUAACAGAUGAUGAAGAUGAUGCGAUCUUAGGAGUAGAGGGUAGGCCAAUCCCUUCUCGGCCACAUGAGAUCUUAGCACUUGGAAAGUGCUUCAACAAUGCUGAUGAAUUCAAGUAUGCACUUCUCACAUAUUCUCUGAAAACGGAGUAUGAUAUCAAGAUGUAUAAAUCUUCUAGUGAUCGGCUUGGUGCGAAAUGCACAAAACACGCAGAGGAGAAGUGUCCCUGGAGAGUGUAUUGUUCUUUUGAAAAGAGCAAAAACAAAUUGAUGGUCAAGUUCUAUGAGAAUCGGCAUAUAUGUACAAGGAGUUCUUACACCAAGAUUUUGAAAAGUAGAGCUAUUGGACAACUCUUUGAAGAAAGGCUGAGAGUUAAUCCGAAAAUCAAGCCAGAAGAUAUGGUUGCUGAAAUAAAGAGAGAGUUCAAUAUGAUUGUCACUGAAGGCACAACAAUGGAGGUUGAAACGAUUCCCGGGCCACUUCCUGGACACAAGCAAAGGUUCUUUCGUCUCUAUGUCUGUUUUGGAGCAUUGAAAGAAGCGUGGAAGCAGUCAUGUAGGCCUAUAAUAGGAUUAGAUGCCUCGUUUAUGAAAUGGGAUAUUAAAGGCCAAAUGUUAGCUGCAGUUGGUAGAGAUGAUUUAGAUCUUAAAGAUGGAGAUGACUAUACAAUUUUCUCUGACAAACAUGCCGGUUUGUUGAACGCUGUUCAUGAAGAGCUUCCCAAAGCUGAACAUAGGCAGUGUUCUCGACACAUUUUGGGAAAUUGGAAGAAGACAAACAAGGACAUAGAGCUUGAGCGUAUGUUCUGGAGAAUAGCAAGGAGCUAUACACCAGAGGCAUUUGAGGAUAACUUAGAGAUAAUGAAGAAAUACAACUCAGGUGCUUAUGAUUCACUUCUCCGCACUGCACCAAAAACGUGGUCUCGAGCCUUCUUCAAAGUUGGAUCUUGUUGCAACGACAAUCUCAAUAACUUGUCAGAGUCUUUCAAUCGCAAUGUUAGAGAGGCAAGGAGAAAGCCAAUACUUGAUUUCUUAACUGAGGUCAAAAGGACAGUCAUGGAGAGGAAUGCAAAUAGAAUUUUUUUAACCAGGAGGUGGAAGAAAAGGUUCACACCAAGAGCAGACAAAGAGAUUGAAAUCAAUCGGCAAAAAGCUAAAGACUGCAAGAGAUAUAGGACAACUGGAAAUGUGCAUGAGGUCGACUUCCGUGGAGAUCCUUGGAGCAUUGACAUGGAUAAGAAGACAUGUGGCUGCGGUUAUUGGCAAUUGAAUGGCAUACCUUGUAUGCAUGCAAUGUGUGUCAUCACAAACUUGAAGUUAGAUCUCAAUGACUAUGUCUCCGACUACUACUUGACUUCAAAGUGGCAAGCAUUGUAUGAUGAAGGUAUGAAACCAGUUCAAGGCAUAAAAGCAUGGAAGCGGUUAGGGAGAUUGCCUAUUUUACCACCACCAAAUAGAGGUAACAAAGGAAGAUCACAUGGCCGAGCAAGAUUUAAAGGUUCUCAAGAAUCAUCUUCUAAUCCAAACAGAGUAACACGCCAUGGACGUAUUCCGCAAUGUUCAAACUGCAGAAAAGAAGAACAUAACAAGGCAAGAUGUUCUAAUCCCACAGAACCUCCUCCACCCAAACGGCCAAGAGGUCGUCCAAAAAAACAGGGACAAGAACCACAAGGAGUACUCUCUCAAGCAUCACAAGGAGCUUCUCAAGCAUCACAAGGAGCUUCUCAAGAAUCACAAGGAGGAUUUUCUCAAGCAUCACAAGGAGCUUCUCAAGCAUCGCAAGGAAGAUUUGGUUUCUCUACCUAG